AUGACGUGCGACCCCACCCACCAGGAAGAGGGCUCUUCCGCAUCACCCGUUCUCUUCGAUCCCACUAACAAAACUGCUCGCGUACAAGAGCCAAACGCCAACAGCAGCAGUGAGUGCAGCAGAACGGCGACUGACUGCGCAGGUUCCAGCACCCCAUCAGAUCCACCCAGGGGCCAUUCCCACGGGGAACCCCCCAGAGCCCCCCAGGCAGCCUCUUGCGCCUCUGAAAGCACAGGCACAUCGUUAGGAGAGGGGGGAAUAACCUCUUCUUCUGUAUCGUCUCUUGCUGGUCCUCCUGAAGGCCAGGGGGGAGCGGUAUCCUGCAGAGACCCGAGGAGACCUCCAUGGGCCCGCAGGGGCCCCACAGAGGCGGAGUGGGCUCUAAAGGCGGAGGAUGCGAAGGGGUGGGUGCUGGCACCUCCGUGGAUUUUGGACAUGGGUGCUCCUCGGGUUUCUGCCUCAGAUGGGGGAACUUCAAACGAGGAGGUUCGACAGAGGGUCCCCGCUAGGGUGUGGGACGGAUACAAGGACGUGUGCUAUGAAGCAGAUUACGUAUUUGGACCUGAGGCAUCCAAUGCAGAAGUGUACUUUCACCUAGUCAAAAGGCUAGUCACUGCUGCUGUGGGGGGCACAAACGCGACGGUCCUCGCCUAUGGCCAAACAGCCAGCGGCAAGACCCACACAAUGUUUGGAAGUCCGCAGCAGGGUUCCCCCGGUGGCAAGGGGGUCCCCCAACGGGUACCCCAAACUGAUAAGGGUAUUAUUCAGCUGGCAUUGCAAGAUAUAUUCCAGGAGAGGGAACAGAGGGGGGAAGAGGAGCGCUUCUCUGUGUCUCUCGCAAUGUUCGAAGUAUACCAGGAAGCAGUAACGGAUUUGCUGCAUGGGACCGCUGGAAGGUCUCCUGGCGGGCCUUCGCAAGCUGAGGCACCCUCAGAUCUACGGCAAAAGAGGCCCAUCGCCCUAUGUGAAAAAGCUGACGGUACCCUGGACAUGGGAUCCCUGACUACCCGUAGCGUGUCGUCUCUGGCUGAAGCCCUGGACUUAGUAAAGAGGGGUCAGCAACGGAGGCAUGCAGCUGAAACUGCGGCCAAUGCCCGUUCCUCACGCUCCCAUGCGGUCCUCCGAGUCGUCCUUGCCCCAGCGGCAGCAACGGCAAUAGCCACUGCAGCGGGAGGUACUGCCACUGUUGCUGAGGGGACAGCUCUGAAAGAAGAAAGUGGGAGGCUCCUCUCGCGGAACCCCUGGAGGCCCUCAGUUCUUAGUAUGGUGGAUCUGGCAGGAUCUGAGGGGAGUGGGAACACCACUUCUGGGGGCCGGUUGACCAACAAAACUCAAAGGGAAGGGGGCACUAUUAAUCGCAGUCUUCUCGCCCUCUCUAAGGUGGUUAAGGCACUCACUAAGCAACAGCAAAAACAGUACCAGCAUCCGCAGAAAAAGGAAGAAACCGCAGCACUGCCCUCUGGACUGUCAGAGGAGGUGCCUGGAAGCGCAGGGACAGGCCAACGGCCUCCACCCCAGUUCUUGGGCUUAAGAGAGUCUAAAUUAACUCGCCUUCUGGGUGACUGCUUAGGGGGCCCUUGUCAUACUUCGCUGAUUUGUCUCUGCGCCCCGGGGGCAGUGUGCUACAGACAGACAGCUGCCACCCUUAUGUUCGCUCGGAGGGCCCGCAAACUGCCCCCAGUCGUCCAGGCAGGGGUCCAGGAGGGGGCCUCAAAAUUGAAAAGACAUUACAUUAAGGCGUCUUCCAGUGAUGCCGCACCAGCACCAGCGGCACUUGCUGCUGCUCCAUCUGGCCUUGGUGGCUCUAACAAUUGCCCCGUGGAGGGUGUUCCUGGGGCCUCCUCCGGGGGCCCGCCGCGACCAUUUGUCUAUGUCCCCACAGGGUGUGUUCAGUGUAGGGCGCUGUAUAAAGCCUUUCAGGAAGCAAAAGAGGAACUCGCUUGCCAGGCGAUACAACUGAGACAGCUCCGGUAUGUUAUUAAUAGGGGGCUCCCUGCUACAGCUGUGGCUGCAGGAGCGGCAGCGGCUGGCUACGCCUUUGCUGAUAGUAGCAGCAGCAACUGCGACAAUGGCUCGUCUGACUCAGAGGCGGAUAUCGAGAGGCAACAUCAAGAGCAGCAGCCGGAGGGGAGGAAACGAACUGACGAUGAGGCUCUUGAAGCAUGGUACGCCACAUGCAGCGUGGCGCCCUCAGAGGGCCCCAUCCGCCUUGGAUCUCUCGGCACCACGGACUGUGCACCAGCGGCAGCAGUGGUUGGUGCUGAUAAAGCUUCGCGUCAGCAGCAACAGAAGGGCACUAGCAGCAACAGCAGCCAGGUGAAGGUGAUCUAUGUCUGCGAAGUGUGUGAGAAGGACUUCCGGAGUGCGCAGCAGUACGAAGCUCAUGCGCGGUCCCUCAAACACAAGAAGAAUGUCAAACGGCUCGCGGCACAGCUGGAAGCAGAUCUAGAGGGUCUUGAUGCGGGGUAUGACGAAUUACCGAAACCGCAAGAGGCCGAGCAGCAAGAUAAAGAGGAGCGGCACGAUAAGGAGGAGGAGGGAACCUCAGCUGUAUCAGCAGAAGAUGAAUGCGAACAAUCUUCGGGAAAUCAGCCUCAAGCCACCAAAGGACCGUCUGCAACAGGUGCGAGCAGAAUCAGCAGUAGCAGAAGCAGCUCUCCUGUGUCCAGCUCCUCCAAAGGCAGGAGCGAUCUGCCGCACAUAAGCAGCGAUGAGAGUAUCAGCAGUUGUGACAGCGGCGAUAGUGACGACAGCUGCAGCAGUGACGAGAGCGACAGUGAAGAGGACGCAGACGAAGCUUUGCUGCGCCUAGCCGGUUCACGGACAGCGCAAUGGGGGCACUCAAAGGGCCGCCGUCGGGACAGCACCAGCAGCAACUGCAGUAGGGGAGAGCUCGAGGAACCGGGUGAGACUGUUGCAGCAGUAGCUACUGAAGAAUCUGAAGACGAGCAGCCUGACGGCGUAGAAGCGCCCAAAGGAGGGCGCAAGCGCCAUUCACGGCGUCAGCAGCUGCCAGGUAAAGCAGAAAACAAUAAUUCUAAAAGUACCAGCAGCCCGAAGGGCAGCAGGCGGAAGCAGGCAACAAAAGUUUCAGCGGACUGCUCUUCAUCAGCAGAAGCAGGAGGCGCAACAGACUCAGGGAAGACGACGGGCUCGAAAGAGGGAAUAGCAAAGGAAACGACAUGCGCUGUUUGUGGGACUUUUUUCCCUACACGGAAUGCUCUCUUCAACCAUAUCAAGAAGGAAGGGCAUGCUGCCUUAAAACCUGUCCCAGUAGGCAAGGGGCGCAAGACCAAAUGA
Cyclospora cayetanensis is the source of this 3300-nucleotide messenger RNA. RefSeq names its product kinesin-like protein KIF21B. Gene Ontology annotation, molecular function: nucleic acid binding; ATP hydrolysis activity; microtubule motor activity. Gene Ontology annotation, biological process: microtubule-based movement. Gene Ontology annotation, cellular component: microtubule; kinesin complex. The transcript has 5 exons. The coding region runs from base 1 to 3300 and encodes 1099 amino acids. The record is from RefSeq and is a predicted model, not a curated record. NCBI's taxonomy places the organism in Eukaryota, Apicomplexa, Conoidasida, Eucoccidiorida, Eimeriidae.